UCUGUUUGUCUGUUUUCUGACAGUUUGCUUUCUCCACUGCUGUGCUGAACAGAUAAAACUCCUCUUCAUGUUCGGCUUGCUACCCAAAGCCUGAACGUUUUGCUGGAACUGGUCAUUCCUGCUGCGCUUGCUAACAGCCUGGUUCCAGAAAAAACGCCCCAAAGCAUGAUGCUUCCCCCACCGCCUUACCUCCAGUGUUCUUUAGCAGAACAAACCUUAGUAAAGUCGUCCAUUACACAAGCUUUGGGAAACUUUAGAUAUUUUUUUUUUUUUACAAACCUUGGAUGUUUUAAUUAGUAAUAAAUUAAUUCCAUCUCACCUCUUUUAAUGACGUUCUUUGACUUUUCAUCACUUUUUCACCAUAUUCUCAUCUCUACACUGUUAGAAAUUAUUUUGUGCUCUUCUCCUGACUUAUACUUUUAGACAUAUUUUGCAAGAUCUCUUGACAUUCAGAGUGAGAUGACACUGAGAAAAGCAGUUUCUGCACUUAAUCAGAAGGCAGGUGAAUAUGAACACUAUGCAGCCACAUUAUUUUACUUCAUUCCCCCCAUUUUUUUUGUUGUAAUUCUCCAGGAAACCACAAGGUGGCGAAGUUACAUCUUGGCAGGCUUCAGUUGUGCCACAAUUCAUCUCAUUUUAUGAGACCAUAUAAUCUGCUGGCUGCAUCUCUGAAAUAUGAAAGUGACAGAGAGGAUUUCUGCUUGAGCUACGGGACGUAAAUGUUGUUUUCCAACUUAUUCAGAAUAUUUCCCGGCAGACCUGCGACCUCCUGCAAGGUUCUGGCAAAUUGGCUUGCAGGAGGAAAUUCAUCCUGGUCUCCUUCAAGCAGCAGCAGACCUGCUGGAGAGCGGCAAAGGAACGACUCUGACGCUUCUGUUUGGGGGUGAUGCUGCGGUAGUUUGGGGAUAAUGAGCGAGCUGCAUCCGGUGUCGUCCUGGUCCGUGGAAGAGGUGCUGGAGUGGAUUCAGGAGCAGCAUCCAGGACUCAUGGAGAUUCUCUACAAAGGCAUCAUCAAACACGACAUAUCAGGCCGAGCUCUACUGAGACUAAGGGAACAUCACCUGCAGCUUCUCGGGGUGGAGGACGACGAGCAGCAGCAGGAAAUACUGCAGGACCUUCUGCUUCUCAGAGUUCAGGAAGAAAUCAAUGAACUCAAUGACAUCUGCUCUGACGGCGAAACGACAGAAAGAUACCAGCUGGGUUUUUUAUUUCCCGUCUAUCCAUUCAUCUGUGCGAAGGAGAUUGAAAGGUGGCAGUGAUGGAAAUAACAAGAGAAGGUGAACAGAGAGGAGGAUCGAUGGGGAGAGAGAGAUGGGGAGAGAGAGAGAAACCCAUUUCCUGUGUGAAAUUUGACCCUCGCAGAUGGAUGAGAUUAGUUUUUGUCUGGUUGUCUUUUUUUUUUUUUAUCCCUAUUGUCCAUUUGUCUCCGUCCUUUUCCUCCGUCUGUAUUCUGUUUAACCAUACCAGUAUCAAAUAUCCUGCAAAUCUGUAUUAAAUAACACUCCCAGCAUCCAGAAAGCCCUUGUGGCUGAUGCUAAGAACUGCAAAAAUAAAAAUAAAAAUUCUGUUUCCAGGUCUAGAAAAGUAUUUUGUUUGCUGAUUUUCUUUUUGUAAGUACAUGUAUAAAGUAUUUAUACAGUAUGAACAGUUCAAUAUUUUGUCAUAAUAAAACUCUUUCAUUUAGGUUCAAAUCUAAAACUUGCUAAAUUUGUUUCACUUAAAGAGCAGAAGACACAACUAAAUGUUUUACAGUGCACCACUUCCUGUCGUCGUCUUCGUCUGUUUUACCAGUAAUAACACACAGUAACGCUGCAUUUUUGCAAAAUGAACUAAUUUCCAUACAGUAAAAAAAAAACUUCUCAUCCAAACACAAAAACUUUGAGUUUUGUCAGAAUUGUUGUUUCGGUUUAUUUUUGCAGUUCCAGUUUGAACAUUUAUAUGUUGAAUGGAGUCGCAGCUCAUUGAGCCGUUUUCCAUCCAUUCAUUGUUUUAUUCUAACAUUUUUAUUCUAAAAACAUUAAUUUGGACUCAAGGUUUGAUGGAAAAGUAGGUCACAACAUUUUCUUUGUUUUUGUAAUUUUCAGUUUGAAAUUUUUCAUCUUGGAAACAUUUAUUGUAACGUUAAAGACUAAAAAUCUGAAAAUGUAAUAAAGAAUUUAUUUC
Molecule: messenger RNA, 2163 nt
Organism: Poecilia latipinna (sailfin molly)
Lineage: Eukaryota; Metazoa; Chordata; Actinopteri; Cyprinodontiformes; Poeciliidae
Product: sterile alpha motif domain-containing protein 12-like
Exons: 4
Coding region: 909-1259 (116 amino acids)
Biological process (GO): cell surface receptor protein tyrosine kinase signaling pathway
Cellular component (GO): cytoplasmic side of plasma membrane
Molecular function (GO): protein binding
Source: RefSeq, a predicted model, not a curated record